Halichondria panicea is the source of this 1319-nucleotide messenger RNA. RefSeq names its product kelch domain-containing protein 8B-like. The transcript has 2 exons. Lineage: Eukaryota; Metazoa; Porifera; Demospongiae; Suberitida; Halichondriidae. The coding region runs from base 288 to 1256 and encodes 322 amino acids. The record is from RefSeq and is a predicted model, not a curated record. Gene Ontology annotation, molecular function: protein binding.
AUGAGCUUUGGAAAAAUCUCCCUUCACUACAAUCUGGUAGAGUUUAAUUUGGGUGUCAUCAUUAUGAAUCUCAUUAUAAUUAUAUGAAUUUCAAUGUUUUUGUGAUGUCAUCCUUGUGAAUAACAUUAAAAUACUUGUGGUAUGUAUUUCUAAAACUAGGGCAGACUGCCUAGGCCUUCACUAGUAGUGUAUUAAACAGUGUAAUAAUAGUAGUGUAUUAAACAGUGUAAGACUAAGAAAUAUAGCAGUUUGCCUAGUCCAAGACAUACAAAACAUUUUAUGGAAUUAUGGCUACAAGUCAACUUAAAGAUGCAUUCUUAAAGUUGAAAUGGAUAGAGGGCAAAAUGGUGGCUCCUCAGGCAAUGCGUAGGGCCGUCAAUGCUGUUGUGACCAACAACUCAGUGUUUUUCAGACCAUGGGGACAGGAACAAAUUCACGUCUACGAUUUGGAGUAUGGCAACUGGCAUGAGGUACCAGAAUGUCUAUAUGUUUACUCCUCCUUAGCCUACGUGUGCAAUGUCCUCACCACAAUCGGUGGGGAAAAAGACGAAGAAUGCACGGACAAGCUGCUCUCACUGACAUGGAAAACAGAGCAACCGUGGGAAGAAACUCUCCCAUACAUGCCAACGAAACGAAAGAAUUCGGUCUCCAUGACAGCUGGUAAAUGGCUAGUUGUGUCGGGUGGUAUCCAAGCAGGAAGGUACCUCACAAUAGUCGAACUCUUGAAUCUUGAGAGCAAGACUUGGUCAUCUGUAGCUACACUGCCAGAGCCAAUCUUCAAUGCUGCUGUGACAUUUGGAGGGGGCUACAUUUAUAUGCUUGGAGGGAACAAAAGGCCUGGGUGCCCAACAACAACAGUGAUUUCGUGCAAACUAGACCAGUUGGUUCGGUCUUUUAUUGGGGACAUUAAUGUGUGGAAAAAACUGACUGACUUGCCUGUGGAGAGAUCAAGUUGUGUUUGUAUACAUGGUCAGUUGCUGGCCAUAGGAGGACAAUAUCGUAACACUGACACCAUUGCUACUACGAGUUCAACUAAUAGCCAUGUACAUGUGUGUUCAUCAGUCUACCAGUACAGUUCAACGAAAAACACUUGGAACAUAGUCAGUGAUUUGACAAUACCAGUAUCGGAGUGUUUUACAGCUGUAUUGCCUGGUAACAAGCUGAUGGUGCUUGGGGGUAUCACUAGAAAAGGGGUCACCGACAAAGUACUAUUUGGAACACUUGAUGGUGAUUCCCUUUCCCAGGACUUAUCGUGAAUAGUAAAUUAGUAUCAUUGCCAACAAUUUCCUUUGAUCUACAUAUUUAUUUGAUUAAACGCC